AUGUCGAGUCGUGACAGUGGCGUUAGAUGCCUCCGUUAUACUGCGGGCGGUGGCCACUACAAGGGCAGGUGGCAACAUGGCCAACAUCAUGGCUACGGCGUCAAAGCCACUGGCCGUGGUCUUAUCUACGAGGGACAGUGGCGUCUUGGGCAACGACACGGCUACGGCACACUGCGUCGUCAAUGGGCCAGUGGACACGCGGAGCGCAUUUAUGUGGGUCAGUGGCUGGAGGAUGUGCGCUGCGGGGAGGGUAAGCAGUACUACGAGGAUGGCUCCGUUUACUAUGGCCAGUGGCAGGGCAAUGGGCGCCAUGGACGCGGCAUUCAAUGGCAUGCGGAUGGGCGCGUCUAUAUUGGGGAAUGGCAAAAGGAUGCCAUGCACGGCAGAGGCGUGCUCUAUGCGGCCAACGGCAAUCGAUAUGUGGGCGAGUUUAAGGACGGCUGCAAGUCCGGCGUAGGCGUUUACUAUCAUGGACAGGUGCCACAGCACGGCAUGUGGAGCCAGGACAUCUGCAAGAGCUCCGUGAUGCCAGUGAAGAGUCAAAGUUCAAGUUGCAGCUAAACAUUUAUUGUAAAAACACAAAGUAUAUUAAUUAAUAAGAUACUAAACUAAAUUGGAAUAAAGUUAAUCAGUUCCU
This is a messenger RNA of Drosophila innubila, 637 nucleotides long. RefSeq names its product MORN repeat-containing protein 3. The coding region runs from base 1 to 561 and encodes 186 amino acids. The record is from RefSeq and is a predicted model, not a curated record. The transcript has 2 exons. Lineage: Eukaryota; Metazoa; Arthropoda; Insecta; Diptera; Drosophilidae.